CCGCGGGUCAUGUCGCGGAGCGCCGCGUCGUCGCCCUCCGGGGCCGGGGCCGCCGCCCCCCUCCCGCCGCCUCCGCUGCCGCUGCAGCCGCCCUUCGGUCCGGACGCGGGUCCCGGAGGCGGACGAGCCGAGCUGAAGCCGGUGCGGCGCUUCAUCCCCGACUCGUGGAAGAACUUCUUCAAGGGGAAGCGCGGCCGCGGCUCGGGCUGGGACGGAGCGACGUCCGACGUCGGGUUCGUGUCGGACGGGACACCGUGCUCGCCGCCCGCCUCUCCCGGCCCGCCGCGGGCGCGGCCCGGCCGCUCCGCAGAGCGGUGCGAGGGGUCGGGCGGCAGCUGCCGCUCGCUGGAGGCCGAGGCCAUGCUGCGCGGGGACUCGUCGGGCGCGCCCACUGGCAUGACGUACGAGGAGCAGGUGGAGGCCUACCGGCAGCGCUACGCCUACAUGAAGUCCUGGGCCGGGCUGCUGCGGCUGCUCGGCGUGGCCGAGCUGCUGCUGGGCGCCGCCGUCUUCGCCUGCGUGACCGCCUACGUGCACAAGGACAACGAGUGGUACAACGCCUUCGGCUACUCGCAGCCCUACGGCUACGACGCUUCCUACGGCGGCUAUUACUACAGCGGGCCCAAAACGGCCUUCGUGCUGGUGGUGGCCGGCGUGGCGUGGAUCGUCACCAUCGUGCUGCUGGUGCUCGGCAUGUCCAUGUACUACCGCACCAUCCUCCUCGACUCCAGCUGGUGGCCGCUGACCGAGUUUGGCAUUAACGUGGCCAUGUUCCUUCUGUACAUGUCCGCCGGCAUCGUGUACGUCAACGACGUCAACCGAGGGGGACUCUGCUAUUACCAGCUGUUCAAGACGCCGAUGAAUGCCUCUUUCUGCCGUGUGGAAGGAGGUCAGACGGCAGCCAUCAUCUUCCUGUUUGUCACGGUGGUCAUCUACCUGAUUAGCGCCUUGGUUUCUCUGAAGCUGUGGAGGCACGAAGCAGCCAGGAGGCAGAAGGAGCAGAUGGAACGAGAGAUGAAAACACAGGUGUCUUUACCAGACAGAAAGAGUGCUGACAGUGACAACGCACCGAAAGAAGAGGUCACUUACAGGCAGCUUAAAUCAGUGGAAAGGAAACCAGAACUACUUAAUGGUCAUAUCCCUGCAGGCCACAUUCCUAAACCUAUAGUGAUGCCAGACUACUUAGCGAAAUACCCAGCAAUUCAAACAAAUGAAAUGCGAGACCGGUAUAAAGCAGUGUUCAAUGAUCAGUUUGCCGAGUACAAAGAGCUGUCUGUGGAAGUCCAUGCUGUGUUAAAAAAGUUUAAUGAGCUGGAAGCGUUGAUGAGACAACUUCCUCAACAUCCUGGAAGCAUAUAUGAGCAGGAAAGGAUAUCAAAAGUUCUGCAAGAAUAUGAGAAGAAGAAAAAUGAUCCUGCAUUUCUGGAGAAAAAGGAACGUUGUGAAUACCUAAAGAAUAAGCUUUCUCACAUAAAACAGCGAAUUCAGGACUAUGAUAAAGUUAUGAACUGGAAAGUACAAAUUUAGCAAUGCCUUGAGCUUGACUACAAUAUUUUUCUAGUUUUUAAAUCAAUAAGUGUAUUGUAAAAUAUUUAUUUACUCUCAGAUCUGUGUACUUUCAGUGGGGAUAACAGCUACCUGAUCACUUCAUCACUUCACUGUGUGUUGUAUGUUACUGAUAGGUUUUAUGUGCAGGUUCAGUUACAAAUCUGUGUAAUGAAGUUGUCAGAUAUGUUUAGAAUACCAGUGUUUUAUUUGACAAGCUGGGGAGUCCACAAGAGAAGGCAGUUCUAAAUACUGCAUCAAAAGUGUGCGUGCAAAUUCUGUAUCAAGGAUGCAGAUGACGUCAGAAUGAUAUCAGAAGGAGUUGCAUUGUUCUCUGUGGCUGGGGUUUGGUAAUUUGAUCACACUGAGGAGUUUCAGCAGGUAGGAAAUGAAGUGUAUGAGGUGGCUGUAUUUUCAAAUACACCGUUGUAUGUUAGAAAUUACUGGGAGUAAGUUCCUAUGUAAGCAGUGAUCGUAUGCUGUUUUUUGUUUUGUUUUUAUGCUCCUCUGUAGAGGUGAUGCAACUUAAAAGUGGCCUUAAAAGUGACCAUAUAAGUGACCUUAGCAGAAGAGUGGCAUUGAGUGAGAGUCAUGUUUAGUGUUCCACUAGUGUUGCUGUAGACCAGGAUGAUCUGCAUUAUUUUGGGGACGUUUUAGUAGGCUUUGACUGGGUUAAAGAAGGAGUACUUCUCUUUGUCAGCAGGGAGCUGGACUUUCCGCUUUAGCUCACUUUAAGAUUGUGUAGAUGUUGCUGUUUGUGAACUUCUUAUUCAGUGCAGUACAAUGAAAUUAAUUCUCAAAAUAGAAAUUAUUAGCAUCUUUUAUAAGCCGAGGAGUAUUUUGUUUUCUGGAGUUUAUCUUUAUAAAUUCAAUAUAACUUUUCUUCUGUGUUGGGGUUACAGGUUUAUAUAUGCAAAUUUUCACAUAAGCCAGUGAAUUUUCUCUUUUUAUACUUUUUCACAUCUUUUUAAAAAGCUUUUUACAUAGUAAAAUUGCUGGAAGCAUUGAUAGUUUCCUUGUACAGGUUUAUAUAAUUGCAAAUGGACUAUUUUUUUGAAAUGUGUUUUAGUUUCAUUAAAAAAACGAAACAACCUAACGAUGUUAAUCCAUUACUUAUAUAAUCAUUUCACUGUUAAAAAAAAUUGCCCCUGUUGCUCAGUAUUGAAAACACAUUAAUACACCUAACUCUGGGAUUUAUUUCUGGUUUGAUUUUUGAGCUCUUAUCGUCAUUUAUGUUGCAAUCUUGAGCUUUUAUUCAUUUUCAUACUUAAAAAAUUGACUUUA
Molecule: messenger RNA, 2829 nt
Organism: Tympanuchus pallidicinctus (lesser prairie-chicken)
Lineage: Eukaryota; Metazoa; Chordata; Aves; Galliformes; Phasianidae
Gene: MARVELD2
Product: MARVEL domain containing 2
Exons: 6
Coding region: 10-1527 (505 amino acids)
Biological process (GO): bicellular tight junction assembly
Cellular component (GO): cytoplasmic vesicle; bicellular tight junction; apical plasma membrane
Source: RefSeq, a predicted model, not a curated record